Molecule: messenger RNA, 2431 nt
Organism: Puntigrus tetrazona (Sumatra barb)
Lineage: Eukaryota; Metazoa; Chordata; Actinopteri; Cypriniformes; Cyprinidae
Gene: yrdc
Product: yrdC N(6)-threonylcarbamoyltransferase domain containing
Exons: 6
Coding region: 97-876 (259 amino acids)
Biological process (GO): regulation of translational fidelity
Cellular component (GO): cytoplasm
Molecular function (GO): double-stranded RNA binding; tRNA binding; nucleotidyltransferase activity
Source: RefSeq, a predicted model, not a curated record
UUGCGUGACUUUUAUUUUGAAGCGGGCUUUUAUUUUGAAGCGCGCUGUCGAGCGUGGCUUCCUGCUUGGUGAAGGCAUGCCGCGGCCGAGCUGUUUAUGGUGCUCUUCGGCUUCACUCGUUUAAGUAUCCUCUCGUACUCGCUAAGCAGGCUGUAUAGGAGCGUCAGCAUGUGUAAAGAGCUGAAGACGAGAGUCCUGCGGUUAUCGGCGCAGAGCCCCGACGACCCGAGCUCACAACCGCGGGAGUGGACGGAGGUCCUGGCAGUCACGUUCAAGGCUCUGAAGGCCGGUCAGGUCGUGGCCGUUCCCACAGACACCAUCUACGGCCUGGCCUGUGUGGCUCAGGACUCUGCGGCCAUCGCGAGAGUGUAUGAUAUCAAAGGAAGGAAUGGAGAUAAACCCCUGGCCAUCUGCGUCGGAGAAAUACAGGACAUAUACAGGUUCUGUAAGGUGUCUGUGAAGGAGGAGCUGCUCAGAGAUCUGCUGCCUGGACCCGUUACGCUGGUUCUGGAAAGAUCCACCACACUAAACCGAGACCUCAAUCCUUUUACCAAGCUCAUAGGGGUUCGUAUUCCAGACCAUCCGUUCAUGAGGCGUCUGUGUCAGAUGUGCGGCGAGCCUCUUGCUCUCACCAGCGCUAACGUCAGCUCCCAGACCAGCACGGUCGCUGCUAGCGAGUUUGAGGAUUUGUGGCCCAGUCUGGCCGUUGUGGUGGACGGAGGUCCGAUUGCAGAUCAAAGCCGCUUGGGUUCAACGGUUAUGGAUCUGUCUGUGUGUGGCAGAUACCGUAUAAUCAGACCGGGAUGUGCUCUCUCUGCUACAGUUCAGAUACUUGAGGGCAAGUAUGGACUGCUGGAGGAUCCCGCCAACCAAUGAGAUUCAAGCACCGCACAACCCUGCUGUAGGUCAAAGUCAGCCAGAGAUCAGACGCUCUUCUGAAGCCUGCGCUUCUCAGUAAUGGCUCUUGAGGGUCUGGCUUUCUCUGCUUGUCCACCUCUUUUCUGAGAGGUUUCUUGGUUUUGACCUGAAAUGAUAAUCUCAGUCUACUGAACUCAAUUUAGAAGAUUCUCGCGUUAAAGAUUCACCAUGUUCUAACUCGGAUGUUUAGUUUGUAAAGAGUGCGUUUAGACGUUUUAUACAGUGGGAUAAUUCUCCUGUUGAUGUGACCUCUACACCACUGAGAUGCCUUUUGGGAAAACGCUAACAUGUUGGGAAUAUUAGUGAAUACCGUAAGACUUGGAGUUGAUUGCUUUGUUACAGUACAGUAAUAGUUUAGAUUUAAGCACUUUUUGUUAAUCGGGGUUUUAUUUAUUGCCGUUUCAAACUAUUGUGCCGAGUCUUCAGUGGUCACUUGCUCUCUGGUAGAGCAUCAGUCUUUUUAUAAAAUGAAAACCUGAAUCUGAUGUCAAGAGCUUUAUUUAUUAUUGUACUGUUUUGCAUUGCGGACCAAAGCAGAUUAAAUCUCGUGCAGAUGUUAUGCAGUAGUCACAAUCAUUUGAUAUUUAAAGUAAACUCAUUAUGUCCCCGUUGGCCUUCUUUAAUUUCAUACAAUUAGUAAUGAAUUGUGGAAGUUUUGCAUGCCUUACUGUGUUGCCCAGCCAUCGUAGAUGGAGUUAAGCCAUGUUUCUGUUCUUCUGAGACAUGUUGACGUCGAGGGGGAAUGACUGUAUUCACAGGAGCAAAAUUUUAUUUGCUGUUAUGAGAAAUGAGUCUCUACAGUAUAGAUGUUUGAAAAUUGUCAGUCUCCUUGACCAGAUCGGAGAGCUAGCGUGCAUGAAAUAUAAAGCAUUGCAUGUAAUGGUGCAUGCAAGUCAUUUCAGAAAGAUUUAAAUUGAAGCGUUGAAGGCAUCAGUAUCCCCACAAAGUCUGUAGGGUACGAUACAUGCAGUGUUUCUAAUCAGAAUAAAAAUGAUAGGCCAGUUAUUUGACACUGAAUCAGCGAAUCGCGGCGGGAGGUGAGUUUUAAUAAUGCAUCAAUAACUGAAUACUGGAAAAGCAACAUGGAAAUGAAAUACAAUAAAAUAAACUUAAAUCCUAAAGGCCUUGUCAAGGCACUGUGACUAAUGACUGUGGAUUAAAAUGCCGUUUAUGGUGUACCUGAUCAAAAAUGAGGUUCGGGAAUCCCCCUGAGAUGACGGGAAGGUUUUAGAUGCAGCAGUGUAUCGUGAUGUUUAGGGCUUCAGUUCAGACUGACACCUUGACAUUUCUUCAGAGAAUUGUCUGCUCAGUCCAGCCUUUCACGGAGUCACUCUGUAGUACACUUAACAACAUACUGGUUUCAGUCUGCUUAUCCUAACUAUACUGCUCACUUUAUCCUGUAGAAGACAAUUGUAAUAAAUCCCUGUCCAUAUACCUUGGCAUUGUUUAUUGUCAGCAUAUGAUAUUCAUUAGAUAUGGCUGCUACAAGUUAAUAAAUGUACAGUUUGCUUUA